This is a messenger RNA of Pseudomyrmex gracilis, 1062 nucleotides long. RefSeq lists its product as uncharacterized. Gene Ontology annotation, molecular function: nucleic acid binding; RNA-DNA hybrid ribonuclease activity. Lineage: Eukaryota; Metazoa; Arthropoda; Insecta; Hymenoptera; Formicidae. The record is from RefSeq and is a predicted model, not a curated record. The transcript has 2 exons. Bases 1 to 1062 code for a protein of 353 amino acids. Gene Ontology annotation, biological process: DNA replication, removal of RNA primer.
AUGAGAACCACACCAACAGAAGCGCUGGAAGUGGCACUCUGCAUUCCACCUCUAAGAUUGACUGUCAUCAGCGCUGCCAAACUCACAGCAUAUAGACUAAGGUGUCAGGGGGAGUGGAGAGAUUUCGGAGUAGGUCAUACCAGGCUCGAGUUUCUUCACAAACCUCCCUUUACCUUAAAGCAAAACAGAAUAUUCAGAAUACGCCAAGUGGACAAAGCGUUCUCUAUAAACUUGACCACCAGGGCGGACUGGAAAAACAAAAAUCUUCAGAUGCAGCCGGGCACUCAUGCAUGGUUUACUGAUGGAUCUGGAGCAAACGGCUGCUAUGGAGCAGGCAUCUACUGUCCAGGAUCAAAUCACAAAGAGUGUUUCUCUCUGGGUAAAUUGGCCACGGUCUUUCAAGCGAAAGUCCUGGCCAUUCUGGAAUGUGUAAGACUCCUACUCUCAAGAGAGACGAAAACCAGGAGAUUCAAUAUCUAUACGGAUAGCAAAGCAAUCAUAGGAGCUCUUGCUAAAACUACCACUGAAUCUUCAGUAGUUUGGGACUGUAUUAAAGCUCUAAACAGAUUGGGCGAGCGAAACAACAUCACGCUUGUCUGGGUACCUGGCCACCAAGGUAUCCAAGGCAAUGAAGUGGCUGAUAGUCUGGCAAAACUGCGUACCUUAGAGGAACCAGUCUGCCAGAUAGUUGGAGUACCCUUUGCAACAGGGAAAAACCAUAUCAAGGACUGGCUGAAAAGGGAGCACAGAAUCUCGUGGGAGAUACUGAAGAGCUGCCGCCAAGCUAAGGCCCUGAUGACUCAGCCAUUGCCAGGUAGAACAAAGGAACUACUGAGGCAUUGGGCCUUCAAGGCACAUCUAUUCAACUUAAGCCUAGUUGAGGAGAGUAAUUGCAGAUUUUGCGGCAAAGAGAGGGAGGACAGCGUGUACAUAUUGUGUCGCUGCCCGUCUCUAGUACUCAAGAGAUUCAGAUUUUUGGGCUCCAUGUUUGUGGAGCCCGAGGACCUAAAAAUAAUUAAAAUCGGCCAUCUGUGUAGCCUGGCAGCAAAUGCCGGGUUUUAG